AUGGCGCCACCAAGGUCGCUUCCCGGGCUUCCCGACGACUUCACCUCCAAGCGUGGCUGGGCAGACGAGGAUGCUCCGCCUGAUCCUAUUUAUGGAGAGCCCCCAGCUCUAGUGAGAGGAGAGGUUCUUGUAUCGAGCUUGCAGAACGGCGAUAUCCAGGUCGUGUCCGAACUCGACUUGGAACUUUUUGAGCGAUCAUUCUUGAAGGGCGACUUUGUCAAGCACUCUCUGGAGGACCCGGAAUCGGCCGUCGUUAUCAGCGUCUCCUCCGAGUGCCGGUUAGAGCACGUUAUCUCGGGUCAGCGGCUCGAAGGCUUUGUGCCUUGGGAGCUGCUCAAGAACGACGUCAAAGUGGAGGCCAAAGACAAGGUCGUCUACGACGAAUGGGUUGGAACCGUCGAAGAGGAAGUUCUCCCCGAGCAGGUCGAGUUCAUGCAGCAAUUCAGCGAGUUCCCUCCUGCUGCGAACCCGGAAACCGACCGGGUCAUCAGUGUUCGGCCUCUUAUCGUCUUUAUCGUUUGGAAUGCUCUCAACCAGAUGCACCCGGAGCCGAAGAAGUUCUGGUGUGGCAAGGAGCUCGAGAAGUUAACACAUUUCGAGGGAGUCAACCAGUUGACGCCCCCGCUCGGCACGACGGUCGUGUUUCGCAAGGAGGAGGACGAGAAGCGAUUUGGCGUCAAGCCGACGUACCACAUGAAGGGCACUCUGCCUCUGAAGGUUUACCGUGUCGUUGAGAACAGGACGAAGCUCAAGCUGCGGUGGCAAGAUGGCACCGAGACCGACGACUACGAGGCUUGGCCAGGAGAAGCUGUCGUUUGGCGUUCUGACACCGGAGAGCGCAAACCGGUCAUCGUUCAGUCUUACAACCCGAAGCAACGUAUCGCCGAGGUCCUGGAUCUGGACACGAAAGAGAAGGAGACUGUCUCAGUGCUGGAGCUUGACACUGGUGGUUUUGGUAAGGUCAACUACGGCGUCGGCCUCGGCCAAAACGUACUCUUCUGCCGCGAUAACGAGACACCGCUACCGGAAGUCCCUGCGCUAGGUGUCACCGAGUGCCCGGAAGACGACAAGGAGCGCUACAAGCAGGAAAUGCACCGACUCGGCAUCGAGUACGGUACCUCUCCCGAGGCGUUCGGCCAGGGCGAGCCGAAGGGCGACAAAUCCAAGGUCGACUGGUGGGGCGAGGUUGUCGACAUGCACCUCGACGGUACCGUCAGCGUGCAACUGUACAACGGCGAGACCCGCAAGGUGGAACUGAAGCAGCUGAUCGUGCUGAAUGAGCCCGAAGGCUUCGCCGACAACGGCGAGUGGGUCGAGGACGACGUCAGCUUCGUGAGCGAGCACAGCUGGGAGACAAUGUCCGAGGACGACCACCCUGGAAGCAACUGGGACGACGGCGAGCAGCCCAAUGGUCACGCGGCCGACACGGCCGACACGGCCGACACCGAGUUCGAGACACUCAUGGACGUGGACAACGCUGGCGACGUCGUCAUUCCCGCAGAGGAUGUGAUCCACAACGAUGACAUGGACUGGGACGAUGAGGACGCUCAGGCGGUCGAGGACAGUGUCACGCCUCCCGAGUCGGCCGAGAUCGCAACGCCUACCCUCCCCUCGCCUCCGCCAGCUGCUGCACCUGCACCCGUUGCAUCCGCCGACGCUGGGCCCUCCUCAUCUUCUGCUCCUGCCCGUCCGCCAUUAGACGAUGACGACCUCUGGGCUUCCUUCGGCAUUCUCGAAACCGCCCCUGCGGACCACCACUGGUUCAACGAGGGGCGGCAGCAGUCGCACAAGCAGUUCACCUCGCGUCUGAUGAAGGAGCACCGCGCCCUGUCUUCCUCGCUUCCCGAGAACAUUCUCGUGCGGACGUACGAGGACCGGACAGACCUGAUGCGUGUCCUGAUUGUGGGACCAGAGGGUACGCCAUACGCGGAUGCGCCUUUCGUGUUUGACGUGUACUUGAACCCGUCCAAGUUCCCGUACGAGCCACCACUGGUCUACUUCCACUCGCACACGAAUGGGCUGGGCCGCUGUAACCCCAACCUCUAUGAGGAGGGCAAGGUGUGCCUCAGUAUCCUCGGCACGUGGGCGGGCGACAAGAGCGAGUCGUGGAACCCGACCAAGUCGUCGCUGCUGCAGGUCUUCGUGUCGAUCAGUGGUCUCGUCCUCGUCAAGAACCCGUACCACUGCGAGCCGGCCUUCUCCAAGCUCGAGGGCACGCGCGAGGGCCGGAUCAACUCGCGCCUGUACAGCGAGAAGGCGUACGUCCUUUCGCGCUCGUUUGUGCGCACCGCGCUCGACAACCCGCCAACAGGUCUCGAGAAGGAGAUCAAGUACCUGUACUACGAUCGGGGACGGCUCGCGAGCGUGAUCUCGCACGCCCGCCGCCUCAUGGACAAGGGCGACAGCGGCGAGGACGUCGACGACGAGAUGGCCGAGAUGUGGAACGCGGACGCAAUGGGCUCGCUCACCAUGGGCGCCAUCCUGACUCUGAAGCGGACGAUCAGCAAGCUCGAGGCCCUCCAGGCCAAGCAUACCCCGGCAUCAUCAUAA
Trichosporon asahii var. asahii CBS 2479 is the source of this 2550-nucleotide messenger RNA. RefSeq lists its product as uncharacterized. Bases 1 to 2550 code for a protein of 849 amino acids. The record is from RefSeq and is a predicted model, not a curated record. The transcript is spliced from 6 exons. NCBI's taxonomy places the organism in Eukaryota, Fungi, Basidiomycota, Tremellomycetes, Trichosporonales, Trichosporonaceae.